Messenger RNA from Oncorhynchus masou masou (cherry salmon), 1142 nucleotides. Its product is annotated as probable G-protein coupled receptor 139. Gene Ontology annotation, biological process: phospholipase C-activating G protein-coupled receptor signaling pathway. Lineage: Eukaryota; Metazoa; Chordata; Actinopteri; Salmoniformes; Salmonidae. The record is from RefSeq and is a predicted model, not a curated record. Gene Ontology annotation, cellular component: plasma membrane. The transcript is spliced from 2 exons. Gene Ontology annotation, molecular function: G protein-coupled receptor activity. The coding region runs from base 24 to 1106 and encodes 360 amino acids.
GUGCUAAGGAGGAGGACGGAAACAUGGAGGGGGACAGUGGCUUCAUCACAGUUCAGAAGGUCUACUACCCUUUGCUUUGCAUUCUGGGGAUCCCAGCCAAUCUCUUCACUUUCUACAUGAUCUGCUUCCGGAAGUGUGGAAUGUCUGACACGGCCAUCAUCUACCUGAGCUGCUUGGCCAUCGUGGACACCUUCUACCUGGUGUGGGUCAUCCUGCUGGACCUGACGCUCACCUUCUGGCAGCUGCUGCCUUUCUGGCACUCCCAUCCGGCCUGCGGCAUCAUGGGCUUCCUGCAGUACGGCUCCCUGUACAGCUCCUCCUGGAUCGUGGUGGUGUUUACCAUCGAACGCUACCUGGUCCUCAGCAGCACGUCCGCCAAGCAGCACUUUUCCCAGGCCAAGGUUACUAGGCUGACCUGUGUGUCUAUCAUCCUGGUCUCCCACCUGGCCUCCGUGCCCAUGGGCUGGAUCAACGUGGUGACGCCGAAGAAUUUCACCAUAGAGGGGAAGAAUGUGACUCUGCCCUGGUGUCACUACAGGGGCCAUAUCUAUUCUACUGUCCUGGUGUGGGUCACUACGUUCCUCUCCGGUGGCAUCCCCAUCAUCCUGGUCAUCAUCUUCAACUCGCUGAUCGGCCACCACCUGAACCGUGCCAGAAAGAUGUUUACCAACGAGCAGCGGAGGGUCAUGCGAGGGGGGAGCACCAAGGGCAUGGUGCGGAGGACCAUCUUCCUGCUGGGCACAGUGUCUGUGUCCUUCGUGGUGCUCAGCCUGCCACGCUUCGUCACCUACUGCAUCCUGCGCACCAAGUACAACCACGACUGGUUUGACCGGAACGACUACCGCAUUCCCAUCAACUUGAUUAGUGACCUGGCCAACAUGCUGCAGAGCCUCAACUCCACCACCAACUUCCUGCUCUACUGCAUGGUGAGCCGGGGCUUCCGCCAGGAGCUGAUCCACACACUCACCUGCAAGUCCAAGGCCCGAGAGCUGGCCUCCUUCCUCACCCAGACCACAAUGAAGGUGUUCUCUCUGGUGGACCAUAAAACACCGCCGACCAGAGACCCCAUCACUGUAGUCCUCACCAACCUCAAACAGACCCAGUAGAGAGGAAGAGAAUGGAGGGGGAAAGGACAAUGAUGU